This is a messenger RNA of Salvia miltiorrhiza (redroot sage), 692 nucleotides long. RefSeq lists its product as uncharacterized. The record is from RefSeq and is a predicted model, not a curated record. The transcript has 4 exons. NCBI's taxonomy places the organism in Eukaryota, Viridiplantae, Streptophyta, Magnoliopsida, Lamiales, Lamiaceae. The coding region runs from base 261 to 599 and encodes 112 amino acids.
UAAAACCUCAUCAAUGUAUUUGGUUCAGCUACAUAAAUUUUCUUACUUGUUACAUUAAAAGGUUAGGAGGCAAGGAGUACUUUGUUCUUAAAGACAUAAUGACAUUUCUCCCUCUAGAAUUUACUUCUUAAUUUCUUAUUCAGUUGUGAAUUAUUCCUCUCUUUCCAUUUGUCUUAGGAAGUCUUCCUACACUUGCCACUAUCCCCAUAUAUAUUGGGUUUUAUAGAGCUCUUUCUAAUACAGCAGAUGAGCGAUUGUUAAUGGAAGGCUUCUUCUGGAUACCCUCACUAUCUGGUCCGACAACUGUUGCUGCUAGGAAAACUCUGGCAGUGGUACCCCUUGGCUUUUCCUCUACAUUGUUUAAACAAAGAGAGGAAGAGAUGAGGAAAGCUGAGGAGGCAGCAACUAAUGGGCUUCAGAUUACAAAUUGCAAAGUAAAUAAAGAAAUGACUCUACUCGAGGGACAUACUAGUUCUUCUAACAUUGAUGGCUUUGCUGUGAACGGUAAUGAAGUAAACUCAGAAUUGAAGGAUAAUGAGAGGUCAUCUGCUGAUAGGGAAGAAACUCCUGAUAAGAGUGAUGAUGAAGAUGGAAGCUAGUUGGAUGGUUCAAUUUAUUGGAUGCUUGGUGGUGAAUGUUCAAGGUUGGAGAUAUUAGAGUUUUUUUUUUUUUUGUAGAUAAAUGAAGGCGUA